CAGAUAACAGCAGCACAGGAGCAGCACAACACUGACAGCAUUAUGGGGCCUCGUCUGUGGAUCCUGAUGCUCAUAGUGACUCACAUCACAGCGUUCAGACGUCCACGAGAUCUUCCAACCUGUCAUGUGUUCCAUGAAGAGGCCGACUGCAGCAAUCUGGACCUCAGAAGCAUCCCAACGCAACUGCCGGCCACCAUCCAAACGCUCGAUCUGUCUCAUAACCGUCUGCAGAACCUCACGGACGACGUUCUCCUGGCCUACUCCAGCGUUCGGCAUCUCAACCUUCACUCCAACAAGAUCCAGUUCAUCCAGCCGGGCCUCUUCCAGGCCUUGACCCGUCUGCAGGUGCUAGAUCUCUCCAGGAACUUCCUCGACCUUCACGCUGCUCUGAAAGCCCCCGUUGGGCCGCUCACUUCAGUACAGCGCCUCGAUCUCUCAGGAAAUGGGCUGUUUACUGAUAUGAGCGGCUACUUCCUGAGCAAUGCCCCGGCCCUCACCAACCUCUCAUUAGAUGGGAACAGCAUUACCAAAAUCUGCAGAGACACAUUUAAUGGAACUCCAGCUCUGAGAAACAUCGAUUUACAUAAUAACGUUAUCAUAGACAUCGAAGAAGGUGCCUUCGAGUCUUUGAGCCAUCUCUCUGAACUUGAUUUGUCCGUGAACUCCAUUUCUUGCAUCAUGGAUUUCAACCUCUUCCAGCUCAAAAUGUUGAACCUGAGCCAAAACAGCAUGACCAACUUCCAGACCAUCGACUCGGAGCUGGAGUUUGAGCUGCUGUACUUGGACUUGAGGGAAAAUAAGAUUAUCUUUCCGGUUCUGCCCCGGAGGAACAAGCUCAUAUAUCUGGACCUGUCCAGAAACCUCUUGAGAAGCGUGAACUGCUCGGGUCCGUUAGAAGAGCUGGAGAAUCUGAGGGACAGCGGGUAUCUGUUGAACGAUCUCGACAAACACAUUUCUUGCAUCAGUAAGAGGCAUCAAGAUCUACCGAGGUUACUGUACUUGGACUUGAGUUACAACCAGCUCAAAUCAGUUCCCUCCUCGUUCUUCAGCAGUAUGGAGUCUUUGGAGACCCUCAACAUAAGCAAUAACUGUUUGGAGAGCUUCAGUGUGGACACGGAAAGUCCUCUGAGCGCUCUUAAAACCCUGGACAUCAGCUUCAACAACCUGCACAACCUGUCGUUCGGGGAGAGGACACUGGCUGCACUGGAGGUGCUGCGCCUGCAGGGGAAUGCUCUUAGCACGUUAGACGGCAGUAUCUUCUCAAGGCUGCCCAGCAUCCGCAGUCUCCAUCUUCAGCAGAACCAACUGAGCAUCUGUCCUUCUCAAUUGGGUCCAGCGAAAGCCUGCGUCUCCCUGUCUCGCAUCUCCACCUUGAGUUACCUGUACCUCUCCGACAACACCCUCUUUUCCGUUCCACAAAGUGCGUUCCAGGGCAGUCCGCUGCUCAUCCUGGACCUGUCUCUGAACCCUGGCGUAGAGGUCAGUCCUCUGUUUCUCUCAGGUUUGGAGACCACCCUGUCCCAUCUGUCUCUGAGGGGAAACCAGCUCCAAACGCUACCAGUCGACUUCACCCACUUCCGAAACCUAAAGUGGUUAGAUCUGUCAGUGAACCGGCUCUCAGGGUUGUCUCUGUGGAGCGGAGACUCUUCCGUUGAGUCGCUGAACUUGCAGAAUAACAGUCUGGUGACGCUCGCGCCCGACAUGCUGCAGAAAGCGCUCAGGACUUUGUAUGUGGGAUCGAACCCGCUGAGCUGCUGUAGAAACCAGCACCUGCUCACCCUCCUACAGCAGGACAGACUGAUGGUGCCCGACAUCGCCACCACGACCUGCUGGUACACCAAUGCCUCGGAAAACAUGGAGAUCAGCGUGAGCGCCGUGCAGCCGGAGCUCUGCAAAUCUGCGGAUGCUAAAGUGUUACUGAUAUGCGUGAUUGUUGUGUUAGUGUUAGGACUGAUGCUGGUGUUGACUGUCGUCAUGAAGCUCCUGUGUCACUCCAGAAGACAACAAUUCAACAGAGGCAUCAAAGCUUAAAACAAAACUGAAGGACAAAAGAGGAAAACGAAACCGAAGCGCUCUCACCAGACUGUGGUGCCGCAUGCAUGACUGCGACCGCAUCAGCGGGUUUCAGUAUGGAACGCGUGGGUCUCUGGAACCAAAUGUGAAAUGCAGAACAUUGAACACAUUGUAUUUGGUUUUAUAACACAAUGUAUUAAUGGCACAUCAACAGACAUGAGAACCCAAAGAACAGGAGUUUGGGGGCCGUUCACAAUUCUUGGUUGUACUUCAGACCGCUGAAAGCAUGUGUAGGGUUGCCAACUUUACACAACGUGAAUGUGGGUCUUCUGAGCAUUUGAUAGGGUCCCCUCACGCAGGGGGGGAGGGGGAUGGCAUUUUACAUUUACAUUACAUUACAUUUCUGCAUUUGGCAGACGCUUUUAUCCAAAGCGACUUACAGUGCACUUAUUACAGGGACAAUCCCCCCGGAGCAACCUGGAGUUAAGUGCCUUACUCAAGGACACAAAAGUGGUGACUGUGGGGAUCAAACCAGCAACCUUCUGAGUACCAAUGUAUUAUACAGUGCACUUAUUACAGGGACAAUCCCCCCGGAGCAACCUGGAGUUAAGUGUCUUACUCAAGGACACAAUGGUGGUGACUGUGGGGAUCAAACCAGCAACCUUCUGAGUACCGGUUAUGUGCUUUUGCCCACUACGCCAGCACCACCAUGCCAUUCUAAGUAUUGGCCAAAUUGCAGGACAUCCCCACUAAUACAGGACAGUUGGCAACCCUAGUCCCGUUUGAACGCCCCCCUAAACAGUUGUACUGAUCAGAAUGAGCCUGAAUGUCCUUUUUAUUUAAUGAAGAAACACGAUAGAUAAUAAUGCAGUUAGGCAAAUGGAUGUACUGUAGGAUACACACCUCUACACUCUCGGCUGUAUACGCACUUUAAUGGUUGUGAUUUAUAAGAAGCAAAAUGUUUCUGCAAUAUUUCAAUAGUGCUGGAGAUAUGAGCAGUGUUCAGCGCAGUCAGGCAUCACUGGAGAGUUCUAGAGAUACACACGUGGAGUGUUUUCAGUCUAAAUGCUUUUAUACGUGUAGCGUGUAUGAUGUGCAUUAGUAGAAGGCAUCUGAUUGGACAUGAGGAAGGGUUAUUGCAGUAAAGCAUGCAGCUUGUUUCCUCAGUUUGAGGGGCCGCUGGAUCUCUAUCGAAUGAUUGUAAUUCUGAUGUUUUCAAGAUGUUUAGCUGAUGUUAAUUAGAUUGUGAUGCUUUCCAGAAAUCUCUGAGAUGGACCUGUGCUAUCUGGGUAGUUACGUUCAAUUCCGCUAAACUCAGAGACUUUAUCUUUCCAGCGCAGUCAGAAAUAAGUCUGACCCUGGAGUCUAUAUUAGGCAGUGUGUAUUCACCACAGAUAAAGAUAGGCAGGAAAUCCCUGUUGAGGGAGCGUACAUCAUCACUGCAGGUAUUAAUAGCAGUUUGUUUCAUACGCUGUUGACAGUAAUGAGAAACGCUUCCUCCUGUCAGUCUGAGUCACGGCCGCAUAGACACGCCCCCUUCUGCUUUUCAACUACACAUGACAGUCGCUCUGCACGAUGAAACCUGCAAAAGUCUCCACACACACACACACACACACACACACACACACGUCAUUAUGAGCACCACUACACUUCUAUAUGAAGGAACUAUUAC
Molecule: messenger RNA, 3685 nt
Organism: Xyrauchen texanus (razorback sucker)
Lineage: Eukaryota; Metazoa; Chordata; Actinopteri; Cypriniformes; Catostomidae
Product: transforming growth factor beta activator LRRC32-like
Molecular function (GO): protein binding
Source: RefSeq, a predicted model, not a curated record